AUGGAGGCUUUGCAUUCAACACUCAUGCAACGUUCAUGUCGUAUAUGGCUAAGGUGGCAAGAAAAGAUUUGCACUCUGGUAAACUGGACUUCACCCCCACUGGGCUGUAGCGAAGAGGUCGAUCGAGAAAAGUGUACAAGGUGGCGAAAUAUGGUUAAAUUGAGUCGAGCUGAAUGGGAACGUAUGGUUCAAGGAGUAACUAUUGAAGGAGAGGGAGGUGAAGAUGAAGAAGAUGCUGCAGAGGGCGAAGAAGAUGCACUAAAUGCUGCUGAUGAUGUUGAGCAAUAUGAGGUCGAUGAGAAGGUAGAUGAGAAUGAAGGUCCCGAGUGGAUACAUUAUUAG
This is a messenger RNA of Melampsora larici-populina 98AG31, 342 nucleotides long. RefSeq lists its product as uncharacterized. Lineage: Eukaryota; Fungi; Basidiomycota; Pucciniomycetes; Pucciniales; Melampsoraceae. The transcript has a single exon. The coding region runs from base 1 to 342 and encodes 113 amino acids. The record is from RefSeq and is a predicted model, not a curated record.